This is a messenger RNA of Brienomyrus brachyistius, 2496 nucleotides long. RefSeq names its product glutamyl-tRNA(Gln) amidotransferase, subunit B (gene gatb). The transcript is spliced from 11 exons. The coding region runs from base 847 to 2196 and encodes 449 amino acids. Gene Ontology annotation, biological process: mitochondrial translation; glutaminyl-tRNAGln biosynthesis via transamidation. The record is from RefSeq and is a predicted model, not a curated record. Gene Ontology annotation, molecular function: glutaminyl-tRNA synthase (glutamine-hydrolyzing) activity. NCBI's taxonomy places the organism in Eukaryota, Metazoa, Chordata, Actinopteri, Osteoglossiformes, Mormyridae.
CAUACAUACAUUACGAAUGAAGGUUUAUUUAAAAGCUCCGGUUUCUCAGAAAUACGCGUCUCCAUCCAUCCUCGUGUAGGUUUACGGGGCUGUAAUUGAAUUCGCACGCCAAGUCGCUCUGAACAGAUAGAUCCUCAUAAUCCGCAUCUCUGCUGUCGACAGAGACGAAGGAGAAACCAGUUCCCUUAAAUCCAUUAAAAGUCUAGUUUAGUGGAGGCGAUAUUAAGCAGGGAACUGGGACCGUGACAGAAUGGUUGGAUGGUUCACUGUCCUGUCCCCCCAAGCUUAGGGGUAAUCUGAGCUCUGUGCAGGAUAAGCUGUUAUGUCACAGCUAAUUGAUAUGCCAGAAGAGUAUGAAAGGUAACGUAAGGGGAUUAAGGACAAGAAUUUUUCUUUUUAAUGACCGGCUCUUGAGCAGGUCUUAUAUUUUACAUAUGUAUCUGUCCCUUUUAAUAACUAGUUAUCCAGUUAUGGCUGUGUAAGUUUUUUUUCUUCAUAUUUUUGAUGGUUAAUUAAAGCUUAAGAAGACUCCUUGUCUCAUAUGGAACUGACUGCAUCAAUAUGCUGAUGGUCGGAUCUCUUUACCUAGCAACUGUUGAUGCUUGUAUAGCCCGCCCACCACAUGAUUGACACUUUGAGGAUCCUAUGAGGAUCUUCUGUUGCUAGCCAAUGAGAGGGCUUAUGUUCCUUCCCCCCCAUCUAUGUAAGGGCAUUUUGCUGCCGGGUUUAUUGUAGCAUGGCAGGAGUGCACUUCUUUUUAUUGGAGUGUUUGUUCUGAAAGUACCGGAGAGUUACUGGCCCCGUUGUUGUUUUCGUUGUCUUUCGGGUUGCCAAGCGUUGCGUCACAUGCCUAUGCUGCUCUGCAGGUUUCAGGAUGUCCAACUUUGGUUUGUUUGUUCGUUUUGUUUGUUUGUUCUCACAUGGCAUGAAAGUAGGAUUUGUCAACGUCGACUCUGGCCAGCUGGCUACCAGAUCACCCAGCAGCGGCUGCCCAUCGCGGUGGAUGGGCGGCUCUCCUAUGUCGUGCCGGUGGACGGCAGCCAAAAGCACGUGAUGGAGAUGGAGAGGAGCGUGAGGAUCAAGCAGAUCCAGCUGGAGCAGGACAGUGGGAAGAGCCUGCGGGACGGACACCGGAGCCAGACGCUCAUAGACCUCAACAGAGCAGGCAUCGGUUUGAUGGAGCUGGUCAUGGAGCCUGACAUGUGCUGCGGCGAGGAGGCUGCGGCGGCCGUGCGGGAGCUGCAGCUCAUCCUGCAGGCGCUGGGCACCUGCCAGGGCAACAUGUCGGAGGGCCAGCUGAGGGUGGAUGCCAAUGUCUCCGUACACCGGCCCGGCGAACCGCUUGGCGUGCGGACCGAGGUGAAGAACAUCAACAGCGCCCGCUUCCUGGCCCGAGCCAUCGACUACGAGCUCCAGAGACAGAUGGCCGCCGUGGAGAGCGGCGGGACCGUGGUGAACGAGACGAGAGCCUUCGAUUUCAAGUCGGGCCAGACCAUCCCCAUGCGGGACAAAGAAGGUCUCCAGGACUACAGGUUCAUGCCGGAGCCCAACCUUCCCCCACUGCUGCUGUAUGACCAGCAGACGGCCCCCAUGGAUGCAGACCCUACGCAGGUGAUCCUAAUCGACCAGAUCCGGAGGCAGCUGCCGGAGCUGCCCAGGGUGACCAGGGAGAGGCUGGUGAAGACCUACGGCAUCCUGCCUGAGCACAGCUUCACGCUGGUGAAUGAAGACGGCCUGGUGGACUAUUUUGUGUCUGUGGUCCAGCGGACCAGAGCGGAGCCGAGGAAGGUGAUUGGCUGGGUGCUGAAGGACCUGCUGGGCCAGUUGAAGCAGCGCUGCCUGAGCACGGCCCAGAGUCCCAUCUCGCCGCAUGCGUUGGCAGAGCUGCUGGACCUUCUGGAGGCGGGACUCAUCUCUUCGCCGGCCGCCAAGCUGGUGUUCCAGGAGUUGUGGAAGGGGACGGGGAGGAGCGCGGAGCAGAUCGUGGAGCAGCAGGAUCUGGGAGCGAUGAGGGACCGCGGUGAGAUCGAGCGGAUCUGCCAGAGUGUCAUCGACUCGCACCCGGAGGAGGUACAGGCUAUCAAGGGUGGGAACAGGAAUGUCUUGAACAAGCUGAUCGGCCGGGUGAUGAAGCAGACCAAGGGGCGUGCCGACCCCUUGCUGGUGAGGGCCCUCCUGGAGGAGAAGAUGUCCUGAGGCAGGAGCCAAGCCCCACAGCCGGAGUGAGCUCCUCCCAGAGGAGGUUCGCGUUUCCAGCUCAAUUAUGGCUGCCAAUAACAGAGACUGGCACGAUUUAUUUGUGACUUUUGGAAACGUGGAGUCUCGACUUGCUGAAACCUGCCGGCUGGUCCUGGUUCUCUCUCUCUCUUCUCUGGAACACUAUAAGAAAAUGGUAGCAAUUUUUUUUUUCUUUAUUUUUCACAGGCAGGAAGCUCGAGUCCCUUCCUGUUUGUCUCCCAGUGUCAGAACAUGAAAUUAAAAAAAUCGAGAACUCCA